GGUGGGUUCCCUGCUCGUAGGGUGAGGCCCAACCUGGAGAAAUCGGGGGACAGACUUUUUGGUUAGGAGUAUCUGAACACCACCCCUCAGUUGGUCCUCAAGCCCACCACUCCUGUCACCUACCCAGUGCUUCUUAAGCCCUAUUUCUUGCUACCCGGUCCAGUUGAUCUUCUGUUUUCAUUAAAUCAAGAGGACCUGUCCCAUGUUACCCCUGGAGUUUCAGCUCUCUACAUGUGUACGUUAAAAGUUUAAGUGGACGAAGCCAGUGAGGGAGCCCAGGAACUCGGUUUAAGCCGCACUUUGACAGUCUGUGAACCUGUUUGACAACUUUCUCCCCUCUCUGCCUCUGUGAACGCCUGUGCACCAACGAAAUAGCCACCUAGAUCCGCUGUGGUCAGCGUCAGCAAAACAGCAAGACCCAGCUAUGAAUCUGUUGUCUUCGUCCUCCUUUAAAUCUCAGCAAUAUUUCAGAGAGAGAGAGAGGGAGAAAAAAAAUACUGUUCAGCUCAAAAAUUUCCUCUAAAUGAUACAAGGAAAACGCCGCCGUUCCGUUUGUACCCUAGAUGUGGGCUGCAGGGCUGCCUGGGCUCUGCUAACAAAAGCACAAAGCGUGAAUGGCCUGGUGAUGGCUGUUUUUUCGCCCUUGGACGGAGAGAUGAGAUCACGAUUUUCACGAAGAGAAGAAACCGCCGCUGCCAGGCGGUUGAGGCUGCCGUUUCCCCUCCCCGCGCGGGUCCCGCAUUACAUCACUGGUGAGCUCUGGCUUGGGGGUGGGUGGGUGAAAACGAGGCUUCGCCAGGGACCCAGCCCCCGGGCGAGGAGGAUAAACAGAAACACACUGGUGGGGAGGUCGUGUCGAGGAAAAGAAAGAAGGAAAACUCAGGAACCGGUUUCCUGCCACCACCCCGCGUAGGGGGCGGGGGACUGCUGGGGUAAAAGGCAACAUCUUUAUGAAGCAGCCGCACCCCAAAUCUCCUUCCCGCGCGCCUCCAGGCCGCCCUCAACUCCCAAUUUCAAGUCCAACAAAAACCGAUAUCCUAAGCUGCUGGGAAAGCUGCGUUGAGGAGGCCGAGGGGGACUGCAGAGGAGCCCAGGGACGGGGAGGGACCGUGGUUCACGCGCCGGGGGCGGGGGGCGGGGAGGCGGGAGGGGGAGGCGGUCGCUGCUGCGCCCCCGCCUGGCCCAGCCAGCGGUGCCUCCCCCGCCAGGCGACAGCAGUCAGAGGGGGGAGGCAGAAGCGCCUCCUCCCCGCCCGGAGCCCAGGCGGCGGUGCAGGGGGAGGAAGGCACCUCACCUUGCCCCCGAUGAGGGGCGGAUCAUGCCAUGGCAGCGCCGGCGAGCGACAGCGGCGGCAGCCAGCAGAGCCCAAGCAGCAGCCCCGGGAGCCGGGAGGGAGCUGGGGUCGCCGCGAAGGGAGCCCCGGACUGCGGAGACGCAGGAGCCCGGGACGCAGCGGAGACGGUCUCCGGCCUCCCUCCGCUUGAGGACUACGAGUGCAAAAUCUGCUACAACUACUUCGACGCGGACCGGCGCGCGCCCAAGCUGCUGGCGUGCUUGCACACCUUCUGCCAGGAGUGCCUGAGCCAGCUGCAGCUCCGCGCCGCCGCCGCCGCCGCCGCUGCCGCCGCGCCUGAGCGCCCGCCGCGCCCGCCGCCCUGGCUCUGCCCGCCCGGCGCCAUCGCGUGCCCGGUGUGCCGCCACCGCACGCCGCUGCCCGACAGCCGCGUGCACGGCCUGCCCAACAACACCAAGCUAGCCGAGGCCUUCCCGCUGGCUUUGCGCGCAGCGCACGACCCGCUGCCCCAGGACCGCCUCCCGCCGCUGCCCGCGCGCCUGCCAGCGCCCGCUGCUGCCCCGCCGCCCACCCCGGCCCCGCCACCGCCGCCCUCCCCCGCCCCACCGCAGCCGCCGCCGCCGCCGCCGCCUGCCGAGGACGCGGCCCCCGGGCCUCGAGCCCGCCCCGGCCUGCGCGCCCCGGGCGCCUACGACAGCUGCCAGAACUGCAAGCGCGCGGCGCUCACCGCCGGCUGCGUGUGCGUGGUCUUCUCCUUCCUCUCCAUGGUGGUGCUGCUCUUCACCGGCCUCAUCUUCGUCAACCACUACGGCGGCGGGGGAACCCCCGGAGGCGGGGCGCCCCCUGGCGAGGCACCGGCCACCGGGUCGCCCUCGCCCUCGCCCGUGGGGCCCAUCUGCCUGUCGGUGGCCAGCAUCCUGGCACUCUUCUCGGUCGUUGUCACCUGGGUCAUCUGCUGGCUCAAGUAUCGGCCCGAGGGUGCGGCCGCGGGCUCGACGGGGGGCAGCGGCGGCGGCGGCGGCCCGAGGGCAAGGGCUGCGGCGGGCGGCGCGCGGAGGAGCGACACAUAGCCGGGCCGCGCCGCGGAACUGGCGCCUGCACCUCCAGCCCCGCGCGGCGGGAGAAGAGGGGGCCUCUGGUUCGGUGCGCUCGAGCUUCUGCACCCUCUCCCUGCUGCCCCCGGGCUCUCCUGAACUCACACCCUCUCCCAACUCGGCCACUGAGGAGCCUCGGUUUUCUGUCCCUCGGGCUUCUGUCGCCCCUCGCCCUUCGCGCUGGGCCAGAGAGGGAAACUGAACAGGAAGGGAUGUUGGUCGGGGGGGGGGUCUCUUUUGCCUGGACUGUGCAAAAUUGACCUCCGCGUUAUGCACCACCCUCGAGCUCGUCAGAAUGUGCGGCCAUCCCUCCCUAGAGCACAAAGAUCUGCAGAGACGAAGCAAGGGGAGGGGGAGCCCCACCGCCCCGCCUGAAAGCUGGUUUUCUGGCCGCCAGGACUUGAGAGUUUCUUUAAAGGUGCAGCUGCGCGCGUGCACACGUGCAUCUGUGGCGGCUGUGAAUGGACUUGAAUUGCCCGGAGGAAGAAUGAAUGGGAUGUAAACGUGAGAGGAAAAGGGUUUCCUGCUUCCUAGCGGUCCUGGAAAGGGAGAGAUCCUGAGCGCUGAGAGUGACGGACACUCCCCGCCGGCACAGCGCGGGCGUGCCCUGAGCUGCUGGAAGAACAGGCAGGCAGCAGCUGGGCGCGAUGGGGCAGGUGCACGGCGCGCGUGCGCGCUCGGAGCCGACUCAGAGUGGCCGAGGCGGCGGCGCGCCCAGGGCGGUGGGCCCUGUUGCCCAUGGCCGGGUGUUGUCUGGAGCAGAGCCCAGAAGUCUCAUCUCCUGGAAGCUUGUGGUUGUUUUAUUCACGGUGUUACUGCCAGGAAGUCAUUUCAUCUUCUGUAACUAGACUCAGGGAGCUUAAAGAGCCUGUUCUCCCUUCUCUCAAAAGUGGCUUACGGUUGCCCCCACCUGGAAGAUAUUGAAAGCUAUUCACACAGAAUAUAAACUGGAUUUUCUCCUUCCCUUCGCCUUUUUUUCUUAAUUUCAUUUAACAUAUAAUUUAUUUUUGAAUAUAUAAAUCUGGAAAUUUUUGUGCAUUAAGAUUUCCAGAAAAUUGUUUGAUAAGCAGUGACAUUAUUCCCAUACCUCGAGUCCAAAUACAUUUCGAAAUUAGGAGCAGAAAAUAAAAGCCUGUUGGUAAUUGAUUCAAUAUUUUAUACUGUGAAAUAACUAAUGACUUUUAAUUAUCUGAUAAAAUAUAAACUAGUGCCCAAAGUUGAAAUCAACUAACUGAAGGUCUUUCUGCCUUUGGCUACAAAGAUAUAUAUCGUAUACACUUAUUAGAAAGUAUUAUAUGAUUUUGAAUUUAGCUGUUUGAUAUUGUUGGAAUUACUGAAAUGUUCACAUACAGUCACAUGAGAUGAAAAAGAAUAUAUAUCUAUCUGAUUUUGUAGCUACAAAGAUGAAUUGCCAGUAUAUGUUGCAAGUGGGUUAGAUGCCUUUUUUUUUUAAGAAGGAAAACUGUUCCAAAUGUAUUUUAUAUGAAAACAUUCUUUAUUCCAUCUUUUGAAAUUUGGAAUAAGACAAAGUUUUCAUGCUUAAAAAUCACAGAAUCUACUGAAGGUAUGCUAUUAUUCCUCGAGUAUUUAUGCAAGCUGUCUGCAUGAUAUCCUGACACUAUUCUAUUAAUUGAACUUGAAUCGAGCAUUUGUAUCUAUCAUAGGAGUGAAGCAAUUUAUUGGCCAUUGAUAAGUGGUUUGGCUGCAAUGUAGAAACUACAGUAUGAAGUGUUUUAUGUCUGCAUUGUCUUAAUAAUAAAAACAAGAGGUAUUUAUAGAAA
Messenger RNA from Pan troglodytes (chimpanzee), 4169 nucleotides. RefSeq names its product ring finger protein 228 (gene RNF228). Gene Ontology annotation, biological process: protein ubiquitination. NCBI's taxonomy places the organism in Eukaryota, Metazoa, Chordata, Mammalia, Primates, Hominidae. The transcript has a single exon. The record is from RefSeq and is a predicted model, not a curated record. Gene Ontology annotation, molecular function: ubiquitin protein ligase activity. Bases 1324 to 2364 code for a protein of 346 amino acids.